AUGAGGCGAUUCUACUGGCGCAGCCUUUGCCUUUGCCUCAUUCCGCCGUUUGUCGCAGCCUACUUUCUCGUCAUCUGGCUGGUAUUCCUGCGCCGGAACUCCGAGACCUUGGCAUAUGGAUCAAUAAAGGAGUUUUGGAUCUUUUACUCCUGGUUCAUUAUAUCUGUUUUUGGCAUUGGAUGGUCAAAAUAUGGACUUGCUGGCGUGGAAGUGGCGAUGAUCCAAAGCGGUCAUUUCAUGGCCCCCGACAAGCCGACAUUCAAAACACAUAGCGGCUAUAGCUGGAGUGGACCAGAUGGCUGGCUGAAAUCCCUUCGUGAUCUAGUCCGAGGUCACCCAAUCCAUGCUCAUCGCCUGUGGUAUCUGCUGUCACUCAUCAGCUUGCUCCCCUUUAUCGCUUUUCCAAUUUCCGGACUUUGCAUGGAAUUGUCCGAUGGAUACCUCUUCUCGGCUGCUCACCCCACGACAAUCGGUUACAACUCGACAACCUUUAGCAGUAGACAGAACCUUCAGACUGUCAAACGGGGGAAGAGUCGUUGGGAAACAGGAUCGUCGGAUCGACUGCCUGGUAUUGGGAUCCUCUACACGCCUGAUUAUCUUUCGCGUGAUCAGGUAAACGGUCUUGAUGAGCUUCCGAAUAGCUUCCCUGCGAAUGGAUCUGUUCCAGAGCUCUUUGUCGCACCGCAGGCUCAGGUCCCCAUUGCAGGUCGUGUCUGGGGACUGCGUGUGGGAUAUAACUGCUCCGUGGUCGAUAACGUAUCACAGUUUACUAUUGUCACGGAUAAGAGGCGGAUGUCGAACCAGAAUGACGAGGCUGGGGGUCUUAUAUACGCCUAUAACAGCAGUUCGAACGCAGAACUCAGCUCAAAUCUCUUUGCUUACCUUGAGAUGGGGAUUAGCGACGCGUCUAACACGCUAGAAUAUGAUGGGACAGAGCCAAACACCUUCAAUCCUCGUGAUAUUUCCAAGACCGAUAUUCUCGAAUUGAUGAUUUGGCAAGUGAGAUGGUUAGUUGGCUAUGAAGCUCAAACUUCAGAAUUUAUCUUUAACGAUACAAUCAACGAGCCAGUGGUGGGUGCAGCCCAACCUAUCAUCCGUCAUUCCAACGGAACCUUCCAACCGAACUCGUCAUUUUUCGAUCCUAAGUUCAGCCAAUUAAAAACCGAAGACUAUGUGACCGAUGUCCUACCGAGGGCCGUAUCCCUCGCAGCCCCGAUCGGCGUGCGUUGUACUCGGUUCUCAGCGCUCGGUUAUGCAGACUUGGAUGCAAAAGCCAGCACCUUCCACAACUUCACCAUUGGUUAUCCCUCCUUCAACCAUAGUAGGCAAGAGGCCCUGGUCCAACGGUUUGGGUUUGUUGCCAACAAAAUCCUCCUGCAGCAAUAUUCCAACAUCUUCGAUUCCAUCAGCCUGCCGACUCGAACGACGUAUUGGAACUCAGUGUUGUAUCGCGGGUUCCUUCAGGCGCGGGAGCUACAGCAGUCGGUUAUGUUGGCACACGCAAUGGAUGCUCUUCAGUUUAUGUAUGACGGCGUAACCAGUUUCGAGUACUCGAAUCUUAAUCCAGACCUGACUUCCUCCCGCCCCGGCAAGGUGCUUACCCCAGGAAUUGUGCCUGCCAUAUGCCCGGCGAUAUUGUUUGUAGCAUGGGCGAUGGGAUGUCUGACGCUCGGGUUGAGAUAUGGGUUUGUUCCACGGCGGUCGAAUACAUUGGACUUCGACAGUCUGCUCAGCUUUGGGAGGAUUUUGAGGGCGGCGCCGGUGCAGGCUCUGGAGGCAUCAAGACAAAGAAUUAGUAGUGGUAAGGAGGUAGAUAAGGUGAGGGGAGGUAGGGGCAUACAUAAUACCAAACAAGAAUACAAUGGAAAGAGCCCUCUUCCGUCGUGA
Molecule: messenger RNA, 1887 nt
Organism: Aspergillus steynii IBT 23096
Lineage: Eukaryota; Fungi; Ascomycota; Eurotiomycetes; Eurotiales; Aspergillaceae
Exons: 2
Coding region: 1-1887 (628 amino acids)
Source: RefSeq, a predicted model, not a curated record